Molecule: messenger RNA, 639 nt
Organism: Aspergillus campestris IBT 28561
Lineage: Eukaryota; Fungi; Ascomycota; Eurotiomycetes; Eurotiales; Aspergillaceae
Gene: ura6
Product: uridylate kinase ura6
Exons: 1
Coding region: 1-639 (212 amino acids)
Biological process (GO): CDP biosynthetic process; UDP biosynthetic process; 'de novo' pyrimidine nucleobase biosynthetic process
Cellular component (GO): nucleus; cytoplasm
Molecular function (GO): UMP kinase activity; ATP binding
Source: RefSeq, a predicted model, not a curated record
AUGUCCUCCGAAUCCACCCCCCGCUUCUCCCCCUCCGACGUAACAGUCGUCUUCCUCCUCGGCGGCCCCGGCAGCGGCAAAGGCACCCAGUCCAACAACCUCGUCCGGGACUACGGCUUCAUCCACCUCUCCGCCGGCGACCUCCUCCGCGCCGAGCAAGUCCGCGAAGGCAGCCAGUACGGCGCCCUCAUCAAGGACUACAUCCGCGAAGGCAAGAUCGUGCCGAUGGAGAUCACCGUCGCCUUGCUCUCCAACGCGAUGGCCGACGCCCUGCAGAGCGGGACCGUCCCCGCGGGCCACCGGCCGCGGUUCCUCAUCGACGGGUUCCCGCGCAAGCUGGACCAGGCUGUCUUCUUCGAGAAGACCGUCUGUCCGUCGCGGUUGACGCUCUUCCUCGAUUGUCCCGAGGAGGUCAUGGAGUCGCGGCUGAUGAAGCGCGGUGAGACCUCUGGUCGGGACGACGAUAAUGCCGAGUCGAUCCGCAAGCGCUUCCGUGUCUUUGUGGAGACUAGCAUGCCUGUUGUGACGGCUUUUGCGGAGCAGGAUAAGGUUGUUACUGCGUUGGCUACUGGGUCUGUGGAUGAUGUGUAUGCUCGGAUCCGGGAGGGGUUCACGGCUCGUGGCAUUAACCCUAUCUAA